This is a messenger RNA of Meloidogyne enterolobii, 849 nucleotides long. The record is from the annotation of a GenBank genome assembly. NCBI's taxonomy places the organism in Eukaryota, Metazoa, Nematoda, Chromadorea, Rhabditida, Meloidogynidae.
AUGCUUAAUAUAUUUCUUUUAAUUAUUUCAUCUAUACCUUUACUGUCUCUGGCUCUAAAUCAAAAAGGGAUGAAAUUUUGUAAUUUCCCUACGCCUACAACUACUGAAACAAUAAGUACUACAAUGAAUAUAGUUAAAGACACUGAUUUUGGAAAUAAACGAAUUAUUUUUAAUGGCAAGCCAAAUACAUGCCAACCGAAUAUUCCUGGCUGGAACAACGAUUGGGACCAUGCUAUAUUUGUUGAAGACGGGGUUACUAUAAGUAAUCUUAUUUUGGGUGAGUCUCCAAUUGGGACUUCUUCUGAUAUUGUUUGUAGGGGUGAUUGUACUCUUAAAAAUGUCUUUAUUGAGAAUACCUGUUGGCGUGGUUUUAGUUUUAUAGAAGCAGCAGAUUCUACACCAGGGGAAAAAGAACACAUAAAAUAUAAUUAUGUUGUAGAGGGUGGGGCUGCUUUGGACGGUUUUCAAAAAAUUAUGGUACAUGGAGGACCAGGAAGGACAACUGUUAAGAAUUUUUGUUCUGUUAAUAACUCUAUGGGUAUAAUUUCUGCUGGCUCGUGCUCACAACAAUAUUCACGAAAGAUUACUGUUAAAGACUCACGAUUCAUGGGACCAAUGCUUACUAUAUUUGAUGGAAAUCGUCAAUACAACGAUAAAUUAAUUCUUGGAAACAUAAAAAUUUAUGGUAACAACAACCCAGCAACUAAAAUUGAUUAUGUUUGUUCUGAAUACCCGGGGGAAAUUGCUCCUGCUUCAGAUCGUUGGAAAUAUGCUUACAAACCUGGAGAAGCUGGAACAAGCGAUAAAUUUUGUAACUACCCUGCUACAGCUGUGAAAAUAAUCAAUUGA